Venustampulla echinocandica is the source of this 756-nucleotide messenger RNA. Its product is annotated as PfpI endopeptidase-like protein. The transcript has 2 exons. Bases 1 to 756 code for a protein of 251 amino acids. The record is from RefSeq and is a predicted model, not a curated record. Lineage: Eukaryota; Fungi; Ascomycota; Leotiomycetes; Helotiales; Pleuroascaceae.
AUGGCCGCCACCAAACAACUUCGAAUUGGCGUCUUUAUCCCAGCCAGUGUCCAGCUUCUAGAUCUCUCCGGUAUUGACCUCUUCGACAUGAUCACUCCAGAAUACCUUAAGCUAUGUGGGCUACCACCUCCUCUAAUAUCACUUGGCGUUCCUUCUACCAUCCACUAUAUAUCUGUGCCCGAGAAAGGUUCGCACGUGGAGUUGACUGCCAAGGUUGUUCUUCAAGUAUCCAGAACUAUCGAUGAUCCGGAUGUCCAGCCUGGGAUGUUGGAUAUAGUCCUAGUUCCAGGCCCCGAGCCUGGCACGAUUUUUGAAACGAAGGUGCUGGAGUACUUGAGAGGACACGCGGAAUGGAAGGGAGAGAAUGGUCAAACGACGGAUAUUUUGAGUGUAUGUACAGGUUGCAGCAUGCUGGGUCAAGCUGGGAUUUUAAAGGGGAAGCAUGCAAGCGGACCAAGGGCGCUGGUGCCGAGAUUGAGGAAGGAGUUCCCGGAGACUUCUUGGGAUGAUAGUAAAAGAUGGGUACAAGAUGGAAAUGUGUGGACUAGUGGAGGAAUAACGAACGGUCAAGAGAUGGUAGCGGCGUAUCUUAGAUACAAUUUCCCCGGCCCAACAACGGAGGCGGUAUUGUCCAUGGCUGACGUGGGCGAGAAGGGAUUGGAUUACGGCAAAAGCGUGGCAAGGGUUCAGUUGGGAUGGCUGUGGUGGAUUUUGAAGGCGUUGACUGUGGGUGGUGGUAAACAGAAGAAGCUAUAG